Molecule: messenger RNA, 2267 nt
Organism: Solenopsis invicta (red fire ant)
Lineage: Eukaryota; Metazoa; Arthropoda; Insecta; Hymenoptera; Formicidae
Product: odorant receptor 49b
Exons: 7
Coding region: 841-2043 (400 amino acids)
Biological process (GO): detection of chemical stimulus involved in sensory perception of smell; sensory perception of smell
Cellular component (GO): plasma membrane
Molecular function (GO): odorant binding; olfactory receptor activity
Source: RefSeq, a predicted model, not a curated record
AGUGCGUGUAUACCUUUCUUGAUACACAAACAGUGUUAAAUCGUUUAAUUUUUAAGUAAAUUAUUAACACUCAUAUAGUAUUUUGCAAAACAUAGUCAUUGUAAUAACUCGUGCAACGUAUAAAAGAAUUAAUUAAUUAUUUAACAAAUAUAAUAUAAUACAUUAAUGUCUUAAGAAAGAAUUACUUAAUAAUUAAAACAUUUGUAUGAUUUAAUUCAAUAUUUGUAAUUUCUAUAUUAUUUUAAAUUAAUGUAUUUAUUAACGUAAUAUUUUUCACAUUUUUGAUCGCUAAUAAUUGAUACCAAUCAUAUAUAUAUAUAUUUAUUUAUUGAUUUAUUUAUAUAUUUAUAUAUUUAUAUGUAUGUAUAUGUAUAUAUAAAAUAAUAUAUAUAAUAAUAUAAUAAAUAAAAUUUUAUAUACAUAUAUAUAUAUAUAUAUAUAUAUAUAUAUAUAUGUGUAAUGAACAUGAUCGAACAAUUUUUGUGACUUUAUCUUGAAAAACGGAGACUAUACAUAAUGCCGCUUGGAAUUUAUUCUUUUUAAUCUAUUGCUGACGUAUAAGUAAUGCCAUAAGCAGUGGCUGAUUAUAAAAACGUGUGAAUAUAACGGAUGCGCAUACGUGCAUCUUUUUCAUCAAUGUAACAACUACCUGCUAUUACGAAAAUUUUUUUACCUUUUUGCGUGAUAUUUAGCACUGAAAUGCUAGAAACUUUAACCGAAGCGAUAUAAAAUAUUUAAAACAGUUUUGAUGUAAGUUGAUCGUUCGAUACUUUGGAGAAAUGACAUUAAGAGCAUGCGCGCGAAACAGAAACAGAUGCCAGUCUUUAGACGACUUUCGACAUGGACGCUUCGAAAUAUGCUGCAUAUCAAGAUUUCGAAUGGGCGGUGAAAUUGAAUCGUAUUACUUUAGAUUUUAUUGGACUUUGGCCUCAAAUCGCACAAGAUCCUCGAAAGAAGUUUAUGUGCAAUUUUCGAGUGCUCAUCGUUUUCGUGGCAGUAACGUUCGGUGUAUUGAUUCCUUCUAUACAUUCCUUUAUAAGAAUUUAUGGAGACAUUAUGUUAAUGAUAGAUAAUUUACAAUUUACUUUACCAGCUAUAAGUUGCACAAUAAGAAUUAUAAUAUUUUGGUGGAAGAAAGAAGCUAUCAUACCAAUAAUGGAAAUGAUUACAGAGGAUUGGUUAAAAUCGAAAAGUGCGGAAGACAGAAAUGUGAUGAUCAAAAGAGCGCAGAGUGCACGCAUAAUUCUUAUGUGCGUAUAUUGCAUCACGGCUGUUGGAUGCUUGUUUCUCAUCGUUCCUCCUGGAUUUGGAAUGUCGAUAAGACUAACGCCCAACAUUACUGAUCCAGGCAGAUUAAUGCCUUUACAAACUCAUUAUAUUUACGACAUAACAAAACGGCCGCAGUAUGAAUUAACAUAUAUGAGUCAAUCUAUCUACAUAAUUCUCGCAGUUCUUUCUUAUAUUGGAAUUGAUCAUUUUCUUGGGCUAUUGGUUUUCCAUUUAUCCGGUCAAUUGGACAUUUUGAAAAAUCGUUUGACAUAUUUACAUAAAUACAUCAAUUCUCACGAAAUGUUAAAGGAAUGCAUAAAAAAACAUAUUCGUUUACUUAGAGCUAUUGCCAUUAUUGAAGAUACAUAUAACAUAAUACUUCUGUCAUUAUUUGCAUAUUUUGCAAUACUUUUUGCUUUCUACGGUUUCCGUAUAAUGAAUCUAUUUGACAAAGGAAAUGGUUUAUCACUUUCUCGCUUGAUAUUUUUUGCAUCUACAAUUUUCAAUUUAUUUAUAAAUAUGUUCUUAUACUGUGCUCUCGGCGAAUUUUUAGUGGCUCAAUGUAACGAAAUAUACAAUGCGGCUUCUAAUAAUGAAUGGUAUUCUUUGGAUCCAAAAAUUACACAAAACUUGUUGUUUUUGCUGAUAAGAGGUUCUAAACCAGUAUAUCUUACCGCUGGAAAAGUGUUCCCUAUGACAAUGACUACAUUUUGCAGUUUAAUAAAAACGUCAGUCGGAUAUAUAUCAGUUUUGCAUACGACGAGACGUAAUUAAAAAAUUGUUUUAAAUCUAAAUUUUUUUAAAUGUUAUUUUUAUAACAUGUGGUAAUCUAAGAAUUAUGUAAAUGUUAGAAUGUUACACAGUAAAAAAUAAAAUGCUACAUUUAACAAUUUAACAUCUUUUGUAUGCCCCAGAAAGUUUACUUUAAAUUUUAAGUUAAAAUAACUCAAAUGUUAUUUAAAAUAACUCUUAUUUUAAAUUAUUAAGUUAAAAUAACU